Messenger RNA from Ahaetulla prasina, 1299 nucleotides. It is a transcript of the gene C4H19orf85, whose product is annotated as chromosome 4 C19orf85 homolog. The record is from RefSeq and is a predicted model, not a curated record. The coding region runs from base 594 to 1238 and encodes 214 amino acids. The transcript has 2 exons. Lineage: Eukaryota; Metazoa; Chordata; Lepidosauria; Squamata; Colubridae.
AGAGCAUAUGCACCAAGACAAAUUCCUUGUGUGUCCAAUCACACUUGGCCAAUAAAAUUCUAUUCUAUUCUAAGACAAAUUCCUUCUGUGUCCAAUCACACUUGGCCAAUAAAAAAUUCUAUUCUAUUCUAUUCUAUUCUUACAAGGAGCAAAUAUAUGGAGCACUUGUGGGCAAUCUCCAGUCCUCUCCUUUGUCCAGAAGGUUUGAAGAGCCAGUCUACUCAUCGGCUUUUUGUACUCCGUGGUUGUCAGAUCUGCUUUUUCUUGGAAUUGUCUUCAGUUCAUCAUUCUUUUUCUGGGAGUCUCAAUAUUCUUAAGAGAAUAUUAUAACAAAUCACUGGCUCCUGAUAGUGAACUCUUAAGCGUUUUUAGCUCAAGUGUGAAAUUGCUCACCAUCUAACAAAAGAUGAUCACCCACUGUUCAAAUCAGGGUUAGUGCAAGAAAUUAGAAGGGUUUCUGAUAUGACACCAAUUUUUAAAAAGGGAUCCAGGGCUGAUCAGGAAAAUAACAGGUCUGUCAUCUUGGUGUAUAAUUGUCCAUGACAUCUUUGCACUGUAGUUGGAAUUGAAUCUCACUCACACGGAGACAGAGAAUGCUUCACAACUACCCAAUUUUGGCACCUCCACCUCCACCUCCACCUUCACCACAGCCCCUGGCUCCUGCUGAAGGCGGGAGCGACCUGUGCACCUUUGUGUCAGCUGCAACUUCCCAUGUGAUGCAUGCUCUGCAGAAGCCAUGCAAGAGCCGACCUACUAAGCGGAAAGUGAAUCUCCGGCGGUUCCUCCAAAACCAGAUAUGCAGAAGCUUUUCUGACAUUGAAGCUGCUACUCACAGCUUGGCUUCCUCCAUCCUUUCUCAAGAAGCUCUGGAACUGCCUACGGUAUCCCAGCAAAAGACCCCUCUGAAGACCCCCUCAUCCCAGCCAGUCCAGGCUCCUCCUGUCUCUUUUUCAGGCAUAGCAGAAGCUUUUGCAGCUCCAGACCCCAGCCCUGGUUGGUGCCUCUCCCUUGAGACUCUCGCAUCAGAGCCUGAUGAAUUUUUCGAACCCAUUGCCAAGGAGAACUUGCUUGGCCUUGAUGCAUUUGGUUCAAACCAGCUGGGAUAUAAUACAUACCCCGAUUCACAGUCCUGUGUACUUUUAACAGCCUGUGGAAACCUUAUGGAGCCCACUCCAAUCUGCUCUUCAAUGUCUCAUCUCUGCUGCCACUCCAAAGGCAACUUCAGCUUCUGCCUAUGACAUCUACAUGCCCUUCUGAGAUGUGGACAUAGGAUGGUUUCCACAUGUACCACUCUUUGCU